UAGUAUCCUAGAAGUGAAUUUUGCAGAGCAGUAUUUGGCAAUACGUAAUGUAAAUAUACCGCUCCGUCCGAAGUUCGCGAUUUGAAUUUGACCCCUUGGUUGUGGGCCUCUGGGGCCUACAGAGCAAAUAAAACGAAGUAAUUGACCAAGGGGUUCCUUUAAUCGACUUAAACUAUUUAGAUGUUUCCACUUGAAGUAUUAUUUGCGGCUUCAUAACUGAGUUGUUAUGCCGUACUAUAAUAGUUAUUCACUUUUGCUUUCUUUUUCAUUUCCUUUGUUUCAAAAAUUUUCAUGGAUGAAACAGAAGGUGACGGAUAUCGUCCAUGUAAGUUUAGUUUAGAUUCAGACGAAGAAAGCAAUGAAAACUACUCUCAACAUGCUUGGCAUCCCGAGGGUGCACAUGGCGGGGCAAAUUCAUCAUGUAAUUUUAAUGCACUCUCGGAUGAGGAUUAUUAUAGAACUCAAAGGGAACCUAUAGAUAGCUGGUUAAAUGAGGAUAACGGACCAGUAGCAUUUUAUCGUUUUGAUUCUAAAGAAAUACGAUGUACUACUCCAAAGAAACGAGUGAAAAUGAUCGGGAAGUAUGUGAUGGGAGAUGUCCUAGGGGAAGGGUCUUAUGGCAAAGUAAAAGAAGCUUUAGACUCUACUUCACUUUGCCGUAGAGCCGUGAAAAUAUUGAAAAAAAGAAAGCUGCGAAAAAUUCCGAAUGGAGAAAGAAAUGUUGAUAGAGAAAUAUCUCUUCUAAGAAGAUUGCGUCACAAGAAUGUAAUUGAAUUAAUUGAAGUUAUGUUUAAUGAAGAGAAACAAAAACUGUACUUAAUAUUUGAAUAUUGUGUGUCUGUUUUACAAGAGCUUUUGGAUUCAUCUCCUGAAAAAAAAUUUCCUAUUUGGCAAUCUCAUGGUUACUUCUGCCAGCUUCUGGAUGGUCUAGAAUAUCUACAUGGAAAAGGUGUUGUACAUAAGGAUAUUAAGCCUGGAAACUUGUUGCUUGCCAACUGUGGAACUUUGAAAAUAUCAGAUUUAGGAGUUGCUGAAGCAUUGGAUUAUUUUGCUCCUGAUGAUACUUGUCAUACUAGUCAAGGAUCACCAGCAUUCCAGCCUCCUGAAAUUGCAAAUGGUGCUGAAAAGUUUUCUGGUUUUAAAGUAGAUAUUUGGUCUUCAGGGGUAACUUUAUUCAAUAUUACAACUGGAAAGUAUCCCUUUGAAGGGGACAGCAUUUACAAAUUGUAUGAAAACAUAGCUGAAUGUGAUGUGAUCAUUCCAAAAGAAUUAGAAUCAUCCCUACAAGAUUUGCUUCAAGGUAUGUUACAAAAGGAACCUGCAUCCAGAAUGAGUCUUAAUGAAGUUAAAAUUCAUAAUUGGGUUAAGCGACCUCCUCCUGUACUAUCAAAAGAUGUUCCUAUACCUACCAGAUCUGACAGAGAUGUUUACAGAAAUACAACAGUGCUUCCUUAUUUAAAAGUAUUGCAUUGUGGUGAAGAAGAACAAGAUACUGAAGAUGAUGAAGAUAUUUUUUAUAGAGUUAUUCCAUGUGCUCCUCGAAAUAUUUCUGCUGAAAAUACUCCGUGUGAAAGUGAAGAAUAUAUUGAAGAAAAUGAAAAUAAGGAAAUUAGUUGUAUUAAUUUAAAAGCCAGUAGUGUCUGUAAACAGUCUUGACUCUUUUAUGGUGAAUUCUUAAAGUAAUUGUUUCGAGAAGCACUAUCUUGAUUAAUAUUCGUACAAAUUUUUAAUAAAAGUAGUCAAGCUUAGCAGAUUAAUCAAAAAGUAUACUCGUGAUCUUUUUUAUAAAAAUAUAUCGUUGUUUGUUGUCAAAAAUAACUAUAUGACCGUUAGAUAGAUAUAUCCUUUUUGUUUUACUUGUAUAUAUUUUAGUUUCUUUUAACUUCAAUUUUAUGUGGAUUGUCUUAUUCAUUGCUUUCAAUUUAUGCUGAAUCUGUUAAUUUAAAUAUUUUUGAUCAAAACUUUGUUUAAAACUCACAGCACGACUAUUUUAUUGUAUUUAUCCACUUAUUAUUUUUGGCUUGUAGAUUACUCUGAAAGAAACAUACCUUUGCUUUGCUGGCUAAUUUUUAAAAAAAGUCAUACUACGAUUUCUAAUUUUUAAUCGUCCCAAAAUCAAUCUAAUGUUGAGGUAUAGUUAACUGCUUGACUUUUGUGAAUGACAUUACUUUGUUUUAACUGAACCUAGUAAUAUUAAAUGGAAUAUUAUGUGCUGAAUAUUUGAGAAUAAAAAAUGUUAUUUGUUGCGGAGUUGUAAGAAAGGAAGAAUUAUUUCCUAACUGGAGCUUAGUACAAUCAUUAAUUAUAUGGAUUUUUUUAAAUUCCUUUAUUUGCUGUGUACAAGUGCAAAUUUUUCACAGUUUAUUUGCGAGUUUUGUCAGUUGAAGUAUUUCUUUUUCAAUUAUCAAUAUUUUCCUAUGAAAUUUAAAAUUAUUUUUUACAUUUUAGUAGCUUCUGUUGUAUGAAUUUUGGGUGUUACAUGCAUGUCAGAAUUAUAUUUAAUUGCAGCAUAUGACUAAAAUAGUUACUUCGAAAUUUGAAGUAUCUUUAUAGCAAGUUUGAAAUGAUCAUAAGGCAGCAUAUAUAUGAAAUAAAUAUGCAAUUAUUUUAUAUGAAUGAUUGAAUUUACUACUUGUUUAAUCACUGUAUAUUCCUAGAGUGAGUAUAUUGUAUUAGUUGUUGCUACAAUCGCUUUUACAUUUCUUUUGUUUCCUUUGAAAUGUUUAUAUUCCUCUUAAUUUUUUUUUGUUGAUAUUUAUGAUAAAAGAAAUCUUAAUAAAAUUAAACAAAAUGUUUAAUUUAAUCAUUGAAUUAUAAUAUUUUGUUUUGUAUGGUGUCUUGUUAUUUUAGUGAAAUUUUGAGGAAUUAUUUUAAUCCAGUACUAUAUGUAAUGAAAAUUAUUUUCUUCUGUAUAAUACAUAAGAUGCCCUUAUUUUUUAUUAACAAAAUUAUCAUUUUAAUUAUUAAUUGAUAUAAUACUAAUUCUUCACAAUAUCUCAAGAUUUUGUAUUACAUUUAUUGAAAAUAUUUUCCCCCACUUUCAGUAUUCAUUUAAUAUAUUAGUGGUGAUUUGCAUGGAUGAAAAACAAAUACAUAUAUUUUGGAAUAUAACAAUGCAUUACAUUCAGUGUCAUUAAUUUUUGUUUCAGUUCAUAUAACUUGACUAAACCUUUCA
Argiope bruennichi is the source of this 3175-nucleotide messenger RNA. RefSeq names its product serine/threonine-protein kinase STK11-like. NCBI's taxonomy places the organism in Eukaryota, Metazoa, Arthropoda, Arachnida, Araneae, Araneidae. Bases 292 to 1656 code for a protein of 454 amino acids. The transcript has 8 exons. Gene Ontology annotation, molecular function: protein kinase activator activity; ATP binding; protein serine/threonine kinase activity. The record is from RefSeq and is a predicted model, not a curated record. Gene Ontology annotation, biological process: regulation of Wnt signaling pathway; positive regulation of vesicle transport along microtubule; glucose homeostasis. Gene Ontology annotation, cellular component: nucleus; cytoplasm.